AUGGGAUUCAAAUGGUGUUUAUGCAGACAUUUUUCUGAGUUCUUUCGUGCUGUUAUUGUUCAUGGGCAGACAGACAUGUACAAGAAUCAGCUGCAGGAGCUUGCACAAAGGAGUUGUUUCAAUCUUCCUUCUUAUGCCUGCAUCAGAGAAGGGCCUGAUCAUGCACCUAGAUUCAAAGCUUCUGUGAACUUCAAUGGAGAGAUCUUCGACAGCCCCAGUUAUUGUAACACCUUAAGGCAGGCUGAACAUGCUGCUGCUGAAGUAGCUCUCACUGCACUUUCCACAAAGGGUCCUUCAAGGUCUUUGACUGCAAGAGUUCUUGAUGAAACAGGUGUAUACAAGAACCUCCUCCAAGAAACUGCCCACAGAGCUGGUCUGAACCUCCCCGUAUACACCACAGUGAGAUCUGGUCCUGGCCAUGUCCCAGUUUUUACUUCUACCGUAGAGCUCGCAGGGAUGAAUUUCACAGGAGAGCCAGCCAAAACAAAGAAGCAGUCUGAGAAGAACGCUGCUAUAGCAGCCUGGUCGGCAUUGAAAAGAGUGCCAAACUUGGUUUCACUGUCUCAUACAAGUAAGGAAACAGACAAUCAUGAUCAACAGGAGCAGGUAAUUGUGGCUAGAGUUCUCUCAAACUUAGAACCCAAAUAUGAAGGCAAAACAGCUUGGAGAAAGGACCAGAAUCAAGCAAGAAGAACAAUGCUGAAGUGUCACAGAGACAACAGAUCUAUUAAUCCUCCACAGUAUCAAGAUUGGAAGUUUAUGGAUUUACUGAUGGAUUCUGCCUUAGAAGUUUCAAGUCAAAAGCAGAACAGCUUUGCAUCUCUACUGCCGUCACCCCCACGGAGAACAAAUUCCAAUAUCUUACCAACUUCAUCUAGCCACAAUCCAACUCUCCACCAAUCAAUAACAACAAUGCCUAGCCCCCUUAAAGUCAUGGGCAGAUCACAAGUUAAAAGGCAAGACGUAGCAACUCCAGUGGAUGAGCAUCAAAAAGAUGAGGAUGAAUGGCUUUAUGGAAAACUAGAGGUCAACAAGAAGCCCAUUGAAAAGGAAGGUCCUAGCAAAUCAAUUUCAAGUGCAGCUUAUGAGGCAAAUCAUAUAAUCUGCAGGCCAUUUGCAGUGCCAAAUACAGGGAAGUUCAACACUUCAGUGCCAAAUCGUAGUCCUCAAAAUGAAAAAACCCAUAUCGGAACCAGGCCAUUUGGGCCACCAACUCCAUCUCAAAUGGCCAUCCCUCCUCCUAUCAAGGCUCCUUCAUGCAGCCACAUACGCAGGACCUUAUACAGUGGAGGGCGCCACCCACAGAGAACUGCUCCAGCAGUUCAAAUCAGAUCAGUCAUCCCAGUAUGUGCAGCAGCACCACCGCGAAUGAGAACCCCACCAAACCCUCCGCCAAUGAAAGAAGCUACUUCAACACCAACACAGUCAGGAGCUGAGGAUUCAUCCUGCCAGCCCAAAGUUCAACGAGCUACAGUUGUGCUCAACCCAACUCAGCUCGACCUUCGACAAGACCCUGCGGUUAUGAAGUAGAAAGAAAUUUAAUUUAAAAUUAGCAUCUGUCGUUAGGUAUCCGAUGUUGUUUUGUCCCUUAAACAGAAUACGUUUUUUUGGCCUGAAUGUUCUACCGCCGGGAUAUAUUGUAAAAGAUGACAUCUUUUUUACAUGUUUUUACCCCCACACACAAUUACUGCAAGGAGAGAGAGGCAUUAAUUGAGAUCUGGAGAGUAGGUUGGGUGCAGAUAGAGAGCAAUGAAGGCAAUCUGGAGAGGAGAGGACGAACCAGACAACUGCAGCGAUAAACGCGAGCCCAUUAAUUUACCCGUCAGAACAAAUGAAUUGGUCCUGUCUUCACCAUUAAUGCGCUCGCUCUCUCUCUCUCUCUCUCUCUCUCAUGCCCC
This is a messenger RNA of Ilex paraguariensis (yerba mate), 1898 nucleotides long. The record is from the annotation of a GenBank genome assembly. NCBI's taxonomy places the organism in Eukaryota, Viridiplantae, Streptophyta, Magnoliopsida, Aquifoliales, Aquifoliaceae.